UGGCCCUCAGGGUCUAAAGCGUUCUCCUCAGCAAACGCCUCGUGCUUUUCGUGAGGCAGCCAUGGCGAGCAACUCGCAAAAAGCAGAGAAAAGCAGAAAUAAAAGCAAAAAGAUAGAGAAUGAAGCUUCAGAAAAUCCUCCACUGCCUGACAAAACAGAUUUGGCUCCUUCUGAGGACUCGCAGUCCCUUUUCAAGACUGAACCACUGGAAGAGGUUUUAAAUGAGAUCAGCAAAGAAAUUAACGACUUGUUAUCAAAAUAUGCUGACACUAUAAGUGAAAGAAUAGAGUUGGAUUCUUCUUAUGUUCAGGAGCUUGAUGAGAUCCUAAAAGAAGCCAGGGCCAUAGAAAAGCACUUAAAGGAGAAAAGGGAGAAGCUGAAACAGAGAUUCACUGUCAUUGCCAACAGUCUGCAAAGCUAAAUGGAGUUUGUUGCAGAAAUGCAGAGCCACAGUUGUGUUUGUGUAUGAAAACAAACUGUGAUGAGUGUUGUGAUGUCUGUUUCUUGGAUAAAUGUUUCUGUCAGUUCAGGAAACUUCAAGUUAAGCAGCUACUUAGUGUUUAAAUAAUAGUGUAGUGGUAGUUAAUAAAAAAAAUUCUGAAUACCUGUUUUAAAUCCUGUGACUCAAGAGAUUAAGGCAUUAAGCCUUGUUAACACAUUAAACAUAGCAAAAACAUUUCUGUGAAAUAUAGAAAUUGAUGAUGUAAGUGGAAAAUAACCUCAGAUGAUUCCAUGUUAACUAUUUUCUGGCUAUGGUAUUUUUUUUUCCUUUCUACUUUAAAAAAUGUUUUCGUGCUAAAAUCUCAGUAGAAUAUACUUGCAAUCUUAUUUCCAUUUUGCCUCAGAAUGUAAACAGGCUGAAAAGAUCAGCUUAGAAAUAAGAGAGCUCUAUAAAGAACUUUGAGAAAGUAUAAAGUCUUAAUUUCAAAAGCAUUGUGAUAGGGUAAUGUGUGUUACAUUUCAAGGUCAUGUUGAUAUAAAACAUAAUCAAAGCUUUGCUGUUGAUGUCAAUAAUUAAAUAGAUAAUGCUACCAUGA
This is a messenger RNA of Passer domesticus (house sparrow), 1037 nucleotides long. It is a transcript of the gene TEX12, whose product is annotated as testis expressed 12. The record is from RefSeq and is a predicted model, not a curated record. The transcript has 5 exons. The coding region runs from base 62 to 421 and encodes 119 amino acids. Lineage: Eukaryota; Metazoa; Chordata; Aves; Passeriformes; Passeridae.